AGGGAGAAUUUAGUUAGGCCCCACACCUCAUCCUCCUAUCAGUGAGUCCGAGUCGGGACUGAAGCAAACCAACCAUCUCUCUCUCUCUCUCUCUCCUCUCUCAAUAGCCGUCGGAUCGAUUGAAUUACAGGCGUCGCUCUCUCAUCGCUCCUAAAAAAAGAUAUAGAAUAGGUAAAUAAUUAAUGGAGCUGCAAAUUAAGGUAGCUCAGGCGGUUCAAGUACUGAAUCACGAUGCCGAGUCAUGUAACCGAGUUGCUGCCAAUCAGUGGCUCGUUCAGUUCCAAAACACGGAUGCUGCUUGGGAAGUCGCUUCUGCGAUUCUCACUUGCGAUCAUCAUCUUCCUUUCGUCUCCGAUUUCGAAGCCGAGUUCUUCGCCGCUCAGAUUCUCAAAAGAAAGAUCCAAAAUGAAGGAAAUCAUUUGCAAUUAGGAGCUAAAGAUGCUCUUCUUAAUAGCCUUCUUGUUGCAGCUAAAAAAUUCAGCUCGGGCCCCCCGCAGCUCUUAACACAAAUUUGUCUUGCUCUCUCCGCUCUAAUACUACACAUGAUGGAGCACAGUAAACCUAUUGAGAAGCUUUUUUACAGUCUUCAGAAUCUGCAAAGCCAGGAAAAUGGCAAUAUUGCUGUACUGGAGAUGCUAACUGUCUUGCCUGAAGUUGUAGAAGACCAAAGUACAUAUAUUGGGCGAUGCUUGUAUGGCCAAGAGCUUUUGUCACAUACUCCGAUGGUUAUUGAGUUCCUACUAAAGGAAUCUGAGAAAUAUAUUGAUGGUGUUGUCCAACUACACGAAAGGAAUAGGAAGCUUCUGCGAUGCUUACUGAGUUGGGUUCAAGCUGGUUGCUUGUCUGAAAUUUCAGCCGCUUCAUUGCCAGCUCACCCGCUUCUCAGUUUUGUAUUCAACUCGUUGCAGGUUUCCUCAUCAUUUGACCUGGCCGUUGAGGUUCUUGUUGAACUCGUGAGCCAUCAUAAGGGGCUACCACAACUUCUGUUAUGUAAAGUUGGAUUCUUGAAGGAAGUGCUGCUUCAUCCUGCUCUUAAUAAUCGAGAUGAGAAAGUAAUUGGUGGCAUUGCAUGUUUGAUGUCGGAGAUUGGUCAGGCUGCGCCUUCACUAAUUGUAGAAGCAAAUCCUGAAGCACUUGCACUGGCAGAGUCACUGUUGAGUUGUGUGGCAUUUCCAAGUGCAGACUGGUAUAUCGCGGAUUCCACUUUGCCAUUCUGGAGUAGUAUCGUGAGCAGUAUACUCGAGCUUGAUAUCCAUAGUGAAAAAAGGAAAAGUGUUGAGGAUGUGUUUUUUUCUAUAUUCACGGCAUUAUUUGAUGCUCUUGUUUUGCGUGCUCAGGUGGAUGAUUCUACUCUGGAUGAUGCUGACGAAACAGUAGACCUUCCUGAUAGCCUUUUGCAAUUUAGGUCGAAUUUAGUUGAAGUGUUGGUGGAUAUAUGCCAGCUUCUAAAAUCUGCUCCAUUUAUACAGAAGAUAUUUUUUGGUAGUUGGGUGUCUUCAAACUUGCAUAUUCCGUGGAAGGAGGUUGAAAGCAAAUUGUUUGUUCUCAAUGCGGUUGCUGAAGUAGUACUGCAAGAAACGCAAACUGUUAAUCUUUCUGUAGUUACUCACUUGAUGACAAUCUUAACUAGUAGGAAUUCUGAAGAACUCAAGGGCUUUAUGUGCAUUGUAUAUAAAGCAGUUGCUGAUGUUGUUGGUUCAUAUUCCAGAUGGUUCACGGCUUUCCAGACUAAUGUUAGAUCAUUACUAUUAUUUUUUGCAACAGGAAUUUCCAAAUCAAUGUGUUCAAAUGCUUGUGCUUUGGCAUUGCGCAAAUUUUGUGAAGAAGCAACCAUUGUAAUGUUUGAGCCUUCGGACCUGGACAUUUUGAUCUGGAUAGGAGAGGGAUUAGAGAAGAGUCAUAUAUCUCAAGAGGAUGAUGAAGAAAUAUUUAAUGCCAUUGCUGUGGUACUUGCUUCUGUUCCUAAUAAGGAGCUUAAGAACAAUUUGCUGGUCAGAUUGCUUUCUCCCAGUUUUGAAGCUCUUGCAAAACUUACUGCAGAAGAUUCCCAGAAUUCCUUGAGUAGAAAUAACGGUAUAAAUACUAGAGAAAUUAACUCAGCCGCAAGAGGAUUGUACAGGAUGGGAACUGUAUUUAGCCAACUUGCAUCACGGGGUCUUGUUGGUUGUGCUUUAGAUGAUUCUAUCCUCAUACUGCUAGGGGUAUUCUGGCCUCUGAUUGAGAAACUUUUUUGCUCAGAACACAUGGAUAACACCAAUAUAUCUACGGCAGCUUGCAGGGCUCUUUCACAAGCAAUUCAUUCCUCAAGCCUACAUUUUGUGUCACUUUUGCCUAAAGCAUUGGAUUGUCUAUCCACAAAGUUUGUGUCAUCCAGAAGUCACGAUUGCUACAUCAGAACAGCUGCUGUUGCUAUUGAAGAGUUUGGUGGUAAAGAGGAAUUUGGACCUCUUUUUAUCAGUACUUUUGAAAGAUUUACAUAUGCAACAUCAGUGAUGGCUCUUAAUUCUUCAUAUGUUUGUGACCAAGAGCCUGAUUUAGUGGAAGCUUACACUAAUUUCGCAUCAAUAUUGAUUCGCAGCUCUCCGAAGGAUGUGUUAGCUUCUUCUGGGCCUGUGCUUGAAAUGUCGUUUCAGAAAGCAGCCAUAUGCUGUACCGCUAUGCAUCGCGGAGCAGCACUAUCAGCAAUGUCGUAUAUGUCGUGUUUCUUGGAGAUUGGCCUGACUUCUAUAUUGGCUUCUGUAAAUUGUAUCCCUGAGGGAUCAUUUGAAGCCAUGACUAUUCAUGUCAUAUCUCAUAGCGGAGAGGGACUUGUAUCAAGUGUAGUGUAUGCUUUACUUGGUGUUUCUGCAAUGUCAAGGGUUCACAAAUCAGCGACAAUAUUGCAACAGUUGGCUGCAAUAUGCAGUUUAAUUGAAAGGACGAUGUGGAAGGCUGUACUUUGUUGGGAGUCUUUGCAUAAGUGGCUUCAUUCUGCGGUGCAGACUUUGCCACCUGAGUAUUUAAGGCAGGGGGAAACAGAUUCGUUGGUGCCUAUAUGGUUGAAGGCUCUUUCUUCUGCUGGUUCAGAUUAUCUUGACAGCAUUAAUUGUAACGGAAGAAAAAAUGAGUGUGCCCAUAUGCAAGGAAAAGGAGGAAGGGUUUUAAAACGACUAAUUCGGGAAUUUGCUGAUAGUCAUCGAAGUGUUCCCAGUCUGAUUUAGUCAACCAAUAGGGCAAGGCUAACUAAAGUUGCCAUUUACCUUAAAGGCUUGUGACAUUAGUCACCACUCACUAUAAUAUUUAACAGGUUCUUGCUUGGUCAUUAACGGAGGUGAUGCAGCGGAGUACAUUCUGCUGCAGCUUUUAAGCCAAAAUCUUGGCUGAUCAGCACCUAAGUAGGUUCUAUUGCAGAUUUAUGGUAUAUUUGACGCCCCACCUAACCCUGGGGGUAUCUUUCCAGAUCCCCUAAUUAACAUUUAAAUGAACCUGUAACCCAUUGAUAUCGGAGGCACUACAGAAACCGAAAUCUGAGGCCAACAGGAUCGUGUAACAAUUGAUCCUUAUUUUUGUCUUUGCAGGCCUCUUUACCUUUGUGGUAUAUAUGUAAGAGGGUUCAAAUACCACAGGAACUAUACAACAGGAAGAAAAAGAAUCAGAGAUUCUGGGAAAGUAAGAUUGCUCUGCAAGUGGUUGGUGCUCAUAUACAAUUUCCGUAGUUGCUUGUUACACUAGAAUCUCUGUGAACGGUAAAGUGACAAAAGAAGCUUUGUAUAGCAGUUAGGUUCAGUUUAGAUGUUUCAAUGUUAGAUUUUCUUCUCUUUUGUACACGAAAAAUGUUUGUUUGAUUACAGUUUAAGGCAAUUAAAUCCCAAGUUGUCUGAUUAGAAAAUAAAUGUCUAAUGAUAAAAGGAUUAAUUAUGAAACCA
Daucus carota subsp. sativus is the source of this 3905-nucleotide messenger RNA. Its product is annotated as transportin MOS14. Gene Ontology annotation, cellular component: cytoplasm. The record is from RefSeq and is a predicted model, not a curated record. The coding region runs from base 183 to 3200 and encodes 1005 amino acids. NCBI's taxonomy places the organism in Eukaryota, Viridiplantae, Streptophyta, Magnoliopsida, Apiales, Apiaceae. The transcript has 24 exons. Gene Ontology annotation, biological process: protein import into nucleus.